ACACCAUUCAACCAGCCAGCUCCACUGUCCUUUCUAUACACACCAUGUCACCAUCCACAGCAGCACCCGAAAAUGCACCUGAGCACUGCCCAGGUACUGAGAGCGAGCAGGCUGGCAAGGCGAGCGCAUGUGAUGGCUGCCCGAACCAGAACGCCUGUGCUACAGCGCCCAAAGGACCCGAUCCAGAUUUGCCAUUGAUUAACGACCGUAUGGGGACCGUCAAGCACAAGAUCCUCGUCUUGUCCGGAAAAGGCGGCGUAGGCAAAUCCUCUUUCACGACCCAGCUUUCGUUUGCGCUCUCCCAUGAUGAAGAAACUCAAGUCGGUGUGAUGGACAUUGAUAUUUGUGGACCGUCAAUCCCCAAGAUGUUUGGUUUGGACGGUGAGCAAAUCCAUUCUUCCAAUUCUGGGUGGUCACCCGUGUAUGUGACCGAUAACCUGGGAGUCAUGUCGAUUGGAUUCAUUUUGCAGGAUGCGGACGAUGCGAUCAUCUGGCGUGGACCGAAGAAAAAUGGUCUGAUCAAACAAUUCCUGAAGGAUGUGGAUUGGGGCGAUUUGGAUUACUUGGUGGUCGAUACACCACCGGGCACAUCAGACGAGCAUCUGUCGGUGGUUCAGUACCUGAAGGAGACCGGAAUCACGGGCGCGAUCCUGAUCACGACCCCACAGGAAGUAGCCUUGCAAGAUGUGAGGAAGGAGAUUGAUUUCUGUCGAAAGGUCAAGAUCCCGAUCAUUGGUGUAGUCGAGAACAUGGCCGGGUUCGUCUGUCCUAGUUGUCAUGGUGAGAGCGUGAUCUUUGCACCGACCACAGGAGGCGCCAAGAAGAUGGCAGAGGAUACGAAUGUCAGGUUCUUGGGAAGCAUUCCUCUGGAUCCUCGCAUUGGCAAAUCGUGUGACCAAGGUCUCUCAUUCUUGGAAGAAUACCCGGACUCGCCCGCUACAAAGGCGUACCAGGACAUUAUCUCAGAAAUCAAGAAGGUCUUGCCCCAGUAGAAAUCCAAGAUUCAGCCCGUUUAACCAUGUACCAUAGCCUCCAGGUCAUUCAAAAAUAAAAAUAAAGCAACUGGCAUACCAUGUACUUUUCU
Gamsiella multidivaricata is the source of this 1084-nucleotide messenger RNA. RefSeq names its product cytosolic Fe-S cluster assembly factor nubp1-A. Gene Ontology annotation, biological process: iron-sulfur cluster assembly. NCBI's taxonomy places the organism in Eukaryota, Fungi, Mortierellomycota, Mortierellomycetes, Mortierellales, Mortierellaceae. The transcript is spliced from 5 exons. Gene Ontology annotation, molecular function: ATP-dependent FeS chaperone activity; 4 iron, 4 sulfur cluster binding; ATP binding. The record is from RefSeq and is a predicted model, not a curated record. Bases 45 to 992 code for a protein of 315 amino acids. Gene Ontology annotation, cellular component: cytosol.